Molecule: messenger RNA, 567 nt
Organism: Solanum verrucosum
Lineage: Eukaryota; Viridiplantae; Streptophyta; Magnoliopsida; Solanales; Solanaceae
Product: protein SHI RELATED SEQUENCE 3-like
Exons: 2
Coding region: 1-567 (188 amino acids)
Biological process (GO): positive regulation of DNA-templated transcription
Cellular component (GO): nucleus
Molecular function (GO): DNA-binding transcription factor activity; DNA binding
Source: RefSeq, a predicted model, not a curated record
AUGAUGAUGAGAGAAGAUGAGGGAAUUGUUAUAUCAUCAUCAAAUAACAAGAGAUGUGAAGACUGUGGAAAUCAAGCAAAGAAAGAUUGUUUGUAUUUUAGAUGCAGAACUUGUUGUAAAACUCAAGGGUAUCAAUGUCAAACUCAUGUUAAGAGCACUUGGAUCCCCAUCUCUACGAGGCGUCCAAGGCAUCAUCAUCAGAUUUCAACUGUUCAACAACCAAACCCUAAAAGACAUAGAGAAAAUCACGCGCUAUUACAAACAGGUGGAGAAGAAGAAGAAGAACUUCCAUCAGAAGUAAGUUUACCGGCGAUUUUUCGUUGUGUUCGAGUAAGUUCAGUAGAUAAUGUGGUUGAUCAAUAUGCCUAUCAGACAUCAGUGAAGAUAGCAGGACAUGUUUUUAAAGGGAUAUUAUAUGAUCAAGGCAACAACAAUAUGCCUAACCAAACUUCCUCAAGAGGCUUUCACCACCAACAACAACUUGCAAAUUUCACACCACCAAUAUCUACUACUUACCCUACUUUCAUGCCUGGUAUGCAAUUAUUCCAAUACCCAAAGUCAUCUUAA